Messenger RNA from Danio rerio (zebrafish), 2336 nucleotides. It is a transcript of the gene atf5a, whose product is annotated as activating transcription factor 5a. Gene Ontology annotation, molecular function: sequence-specific DNA binding; DNA-binding transcription factor activity. Gene Ontology annotation, cellular component: nucleus. Gene Ontology annotation, biological process: regulation of apoptotic process; positive regulation of transcription by RNA polymerase II; regulation of DNA-templated transcription. The record is from RefSeq and is marked predicted. NCBI's taxonomy places the organism in Eukaryota, Metazoa, Chordata, Actinopteri, Cypriniformes, Danionidae.
UAUGCCGACGGGAUUUUGUGUUUUCUCGGAAGUCGCUGAGAAAAGUGAAUGCUAGAACUUGUGGGCGUUUUCACCGGUCCGAAGUGUGAAAUUUAUCUCGCCCAGUGCAUCCGCUGGGCGGAGGAAUCUUUAGCACUGGGGGCUGACCGCGUGACGCAGCUGGUUGCUAGGUGUGGGUGACCUGAUGCAUUGACUCAAUUAGCCGAUUCUCAGUCAUCAACUCCAUCACAACAAAGCAAGACCAACAGCACUUCAGUCCGAGACACUCCGAAGGAGACAUGGCUUUUUAAUUUAGUACAGUCUUCGAUCCUAAAGAAACACCGUGCUUUGCUCUUGCAACGCACCCCAAGCUCAACACAUUUAAGCAAGAAUGGAGUUUCAUAAUGCGCACCAAGCCCUGUUUUCUGUGGCUCAACUCUCAAACUUCACUGUCGUGCACUCUAAGCUCAGGCAUUUGAAUCGUAGGACCAACGGACAGGAUGAUGACAAUGUCAGCACCCAUUUGGAAGACUCUACUCGUCUGCCCGGCAGACCCCCUCACUCUCUCUCACCCACAGGCUAACCACAGCCAAUCGGAGGGGCGCAGAGGGGAGGGGCCAGAGGAGAACCAGCACUUAAUUGGUGAUGGUCUUAGUGACUGGAUGACGGAAGAAGUAGAUUUCUCCUCUUACCUCCCAACCCCUCACUCCUCUCCCUCCCCAAAUGCAUCCCUUCCCCCCUCGCCCCUACAGAAUGACAUCCAGGUGCCCUCAGAUUUGGAGGUCAUGACCUCUCUGCUGCAAGAGGAGCUUGCUCAGCUGGAGGAUUACUUCCUGUCUGACCCACUCCCAGAAAAAGCCUCCAAACUGGGCAAAUGCGACAAGGGUCCAACUGCAGUUGGUCCAUCGUCGUAUUACCAGUUGCCCUACGCAUCAUAUUCUACUUCCAACCAAUCCGAAUCCAGCCCUCUACUUGUUACCCUGGCAACUGGGGAACUUGACUUGCUGAGCUUCUGUGGGGGUCCCAUUGGCCGUACCAAGAUUCCAAGACAUGCCCCCUACAGCUGCAGCCGCCCCAACAGCAACGUCUGCAGCCGCAAGAGAGUUUCCGAUGGGGUGAGGGUGGGUGACAGCUACGAGAGUAGCAUCUGGAGUUCCAAAGGAAAUUCCUCAGGUAACUCAGCUGUUGCGCCUGGUGGGAGCUACAGCUGUGCUGAAGAUGAACGGGUGGUAGGCAAAGGCUACUGCCUAGGCAGUACAGUAGAGAUCAGAAGGUGUGCCAUUUUACCCAAAGAGGAGAAGAAUUGCCGCUACACAGAAGAGGCCGUCGGCGCGAACAAGGCUGGUGGCGGCUACAAUUUUAGUGGACCAAUUCAAAUUCCCCAUAAGAAAGAUGAAAUGAUGUAUGGCAUCAGAGAAGUCAAUUUAAGUGGCAUAGGAGGAAGCACAGAGAUGGAGAUGAUGAGUGAACCGAAGAAUGGUGCUUCUGACAUGAAGGCCAACAUAUCCUGGAAGACAGAACCCAGCGAAAGCUGUUUUCUCCAAAAUGCGUCUCAAGAAGAGGCCUAUCACAGUUUCCUUGGGGCCAUCAAUGAGCCAGUAAAGGAGGAAAGCUUAGAGAUUCACCGGCAACAUAACUUCCACUGCGGCUUUCUCGAAGGCCAAGGCCCCGACUGCCUGAGCGGUGACCGCCACAGACCUGAAAUGGGGUCCCCGUGUGCCAGAGGAGCCUGCGUGCUGAAAGAAGACCCCUGCAUUGUGAAAUCAGACCUAGAGGUGCCUCUAAUCGAAGGGCACCAUGGUGAACGCAAACAGAAGAAGAGGGAUCAGAACAAGACUGCAGCUCACAGAUAUCGUCAACGGAAACGAGCAGAGUUGGACUCAUUGGAGGAACAGCUUCAUGGUCUGGAGGGCAGAAAUCGUGAGCUCCGGGACAAGGCAGAAUCGGUGGAACGGGAGAUCCAGUACGUGAAAGACCUCCUGAUCGAGGUGUACAAGGCCCGUAGCCAACGCCUCAAGCAGGAAACCAGCGCCUGACCAAAAGCUCGACCACCUGGCGAUGGUCCUGCAAGUAGAAUUGAUAGCAGUCUGAAAGGCAAAGGAGAUUGGAAUGUUUUCUGACUGAAUGUGUUUUUUUAGGAUAUGGUGGAGGUUGUACUAUUGCACGUUACUCAGUCAUUUAAUUUUCGUUACAAACUGACAAAGUCCAUCAACAGCUGCAGCACAGACUUCCACUUUUCUCAGAAAUAACUCCAAAUCAGUCGAUAUGCACUGUGAUUAUUAUGUCUUUGACUGUAAUGACAGCCGUUUUUCCUUUUCUCUUGUUUUUCCAAGAGUGGCGAGACGGCUCAUCCUCUU